CCGCGAGUUCCUGUUGUGGUCGGAAUGGUUGUCACACAUGACAUGUGCCUCUAAAACAUAUAUUUAUAUAUUUCAGUUACCUCUAAUGUGGUUAGUGUUUUGUUGAAUUUAAAGUGUGACCUCCUUAAGGUUGUGUCUGAGGAAAGAUGGUGUUUUACUUUACAAGCGACGUUGUCUCACCAACCUAUACCAUUUACAUGGGUAAAGACAAAUAUGAAAAUGAAGAUCUUAUAAAAUAUGGAUGGCCUGAAGAUAUUUGGUUCCAUGUGGACAAACUCUCAUCUGCCCAUGUAUAUCUCAGAAUGCCCAAGGGUACAAUGGUAGAAGACAUACCAAAAGAAGUCCUAAUUGACUGUGCACAGCUGGUGAAAAACAACAGCAUUCAAGGUUGCAAAAUGAACAAUAUUAAUAUUGUCUACACACCGUGGAGCAAUCUAAAAAAAACUGCAGACAUGGAUGUCGGGCAGAUUGGAUUUCAUAGACAGAAGGAGGUGAAAAUUGUGGCAGUAGAGAAGAAAAUUAACGAAAUCGUAAACAGACUGGAGAAAACAAAAGAGGAACGCCACCCUGAUCUUGCAGCUGAGAAGGAGUCUAGGGACAGAGAGGAGAGAAAUGAGAAGAAAGCUCAGAUACAAGAGCUGAAAAAGAGAGAGAAGGACGAAAUUAAGAAGAAAAAAGAUAUGGAGGAAUUAAGGAAUUAUUCAUCACUCAUGAACAGUGACAACAUGACCACAAAUGAGGAUUGCUAUGAUUCAGAUGACUUCAUGUAAAGGAAUAGAUCUGCGAUAAAGAAGAACCAACAUCUUUCCCUACAGUAUCUUCAAUUAACGAUCUUUGGUAUUAUCGGAAACAGUACUUGUGCCAAUAAAGCACAAUGCCAUGACUUUCUAUAGCUGUUGGCUCCACCAUUCCUUUGAAAAUACUAAUAAAAUAAGUCAUGUAAAGAAUGCUCUGUGAAUGAUAAGACUAAGUAGAUGGCUUAGAUCAACAAGAAUUUGGAGAAUUCUGUAUGUUAAGUUUGGUUACUGGGCUCAAUGAAUUAAAGCGUGUUAGUGUGCAGAUGUUUUACUUAGUGUACAGUACACAUCCAUAAGAACAAGACAGAAUUUGUGAUUAUGCAAUGACUCCUGCAAGGUAUAUCACUUAUUAAAUUAUUCCCUCUUAUGACAUUCUACAAUAAAUAAAUUUUUCUCAGUUCAUUUUCUUAUC
This is a messenger RNA of Xyrauchen texanus (razorback sucker), 1209 nucleotides long. RefSeq names its product coiled-coil domain-containing protein 25-like. The transcript has 9 exons. The coding region runs from base 147 to 770 and encodes 207 amino acids. Lineage: Eukaryota; Metazoa; Chordata; Actinopteri; Cypriniformes; Catostomidae. The record is from RefSeq and is a predicted model, not a curated record.